AUGCAGGUUGGACGAAAACUAUCUAUGAACAUACCGAGCGUCUCAAGUUGGAGCAACUUGAGCGAAAUCUCAGAUGCCUCUGUUGAAGAUAUUGAGAAUCGCACUGAAGAUGAAAUAUCUUCGCUAACGAAAAGUAUACUCAACUCUGCACACAGCGAUUUUCGAACGACGAUAUUAAAUGGAAAGCUAGGUAGUGACUUGAUUUCAAAGAGUCUAGGUGAUUCUUCAUUUGAUGUACGUCAUGCAGCACUUUCUUACGCUUGUGCUUCCUUAAGCUCGGACGAGGUUUCUGAAUCUGACAAGGAAAAAAUAUUCGUAUCAUUCUCGAAAUAUUUUGAAGAAAACGCGGAUACUUGUUCUGUUCGUGAAUCUGAUUUAUUACGAGCCGGUUUGGCUUGUUUGUUUUGUUAUUUUUCCGGGUGUUAUUCAGAGAAGGAUCCCAAGAGACAAGCCGCAUUCCACAAAAUAGUUCUUGUUAUGGAUACCCUCCGAGAUGAAGGUUGUAUUCUGGUGGGAAAAUCUCUUGCAAUUUUAGUUAGAAGUGUAUCAUAUGAGACAGCGUCAGAGCUGUGUGAACUUUCGAUGCGUAGUUCACUCGACUGUUCAAAGAGUUUGCAGAGGCGUCGCUCUGCAGCUGCCAUUACCUCAGCAAUAAUAAAAGGUUUAGGCCAAACAUGUGCACUUCGAAUGACAAUGGUUGAUAAUUUAAGGAAUAUUUUCAACGAUGAAAAUGGCGAGAUAGCUCAACUCGCGUGUGGAUUUAAUUUAUAUUCCUCGGUAUGCAUGAUUGCAGGACGUUCUUUUGAGCCUUUCAUGUUUGAAUUUUCACCUUUGAUAUUCUGUGCAUUUUCAAAUGCAAGUGCAGAAGUAAGAGACUCUGCACGUAUUGCUCAGGCAUCAAUUGCAUCCUCAUUGCAUAACAAUACAAUAACAUUCAUUACCCCUGCUCUUGUCCAAGGUCUGACUCACAAAAGCUGGCAAAACAAAGUUCGUUCUUUGGUAUUCAUGGGUGAUUUAUCCACACGUGCUCCUGGUUUCUUUAAGAGGUCAAUUCCAGAUAUUUUUGGUCCGCUCCUAGAAUGCGUCUUCGAUACUCACCCAAAGGUCAGUGCAUCUGCUUUGAGUAUUUUAAGACCAAUAUGUGAAAGUGUCACAAAUGCCGAGCUCCUUGGAAUGUUAGAUCUCAUUUUGCUUGCAAUACAAUAUCCUCAAAACAAGACUGAGGAGUGUUUAGACAAACUUAUGGAAACUACGUUUGUCAACUCCAUGGACGCACCUUCCUUAGCUAUAAUCCUUCCCAUUAUACUUCGCGGUUUGCGCGAACGUGCAAAAGAACUCAAGCAGAAGGCGGCAACCACAUGUGGAAACAUUUGUGCAUUGGUUGAUGACACCAGAGAUUUGCUACCUUUUAUAUCAAUUUUGCUUCCGGAACUGAAUAAGUGCGAGGAACAUUCUCACCCAGAUCUCAGAAAGUGUGCUGUUAAGGCGAAGGAGAGUUUACUAAAAGGCUUGGAUGACCAGAAUUUGAAAGGAGGUAAAUCCUCUUCUUCGUACAUAUGUGAUGCUCUUGAAGCAUCUUCGAUUAAAAUCGAUCCAGUUGUUUUAACUCACGUGGCUCGUGUGGGGGGUUGGAUGUUAACUGUUGCUCCACUUCGAAUGCCCCCAAAUAUUUUGUCUCAAGAUAUCUGCCGUGAAUUAUUCUCUAUUCUUGAAGAUUCGCUCGAUUAUGCUUUGAUAGAAAAAGUAGCAGAAGAUGCAGUCUUGGCAUACAAAGGAUUGGAGGCAUCGUCUCUGAAUGAUGCUGCGCCAAAAGACUACAUUGUCGAGCUCGAAGGAAUAAUACUAGCGUUUGCAGGUCGAGUACUACUGCAACGCACAGAUUUUGUGCUUGAACGUGGGCAUACGUAUGGCAUAGUUGGACAAAAUGGAACUGGAAAGACGACGCUACUUAAUCGGGUGGCUAAGAAAGAUAUUUCCAACUUUCCACAAGAUGUAAGCGUUUAUUAUAUUCAGCAUGAAAUUCUAUCUGAAAAGCAGGAAACUGUUCUUGAUUUCAUGCUGAGUUCAGUUCCGGAUUCUGUCUCUCGCGAAAUAAUUCAAAAGACUUUGUUCAAUGUUGGUUUUGAUGAAACUAAAAUGAAUGGUAGCAUCCAGUCUCUCAGUGGCGGAUGGAGAAUGAAGCUAGCAAUAGCACGCGCCAUGCUUUGGGAUGCUGACGUACUUCUACUCGAUGAACCUACGAACCAUUUGGAUGCAGAUGCCGUUGCAUGGUUAAUAGACUAUUUGAAAAGUUUGACUGGAACGACUAUUUGCCUUGUAUCCCAUGAUUAUGAUUUUUUGAGCGAAGUUUUAUCAGAUGUCAUUCAUAUUUCCGAAAAGAGCUUAGUAUAUUAUCCCAUGAAAUUUCGCGAAUUUCAGUCACUCAAGCCUGAGAUUGUUGCUGCUCUUCCUUCGCCAAGCAAUGCAAUUAUGAAAGAAGGUAGCAUAAAUUCAAAAAAUGAAAGCACAUCUACGAAGCAGGAGAUCAAUUUUGCUAUCGAUAAUAUAGAUGCAUCUCACAUUAAACCGGUUAUUUUUCCGGUGCCAGGAAAUCUGGAGGGUGUUAAGAGUAGGUCUAAAGUAGUCAUGUAUAUGAAAGAAGUUUCAUUCAGGUAUCCUGGGGCUGAGAGUCCCAUUUUGAAGUCAGCAACUGUGAAAAUAACUCAAAAUUCUAGAGUUGCUAUUAUUGGCAUGAAUGGUGCGGGUAAAACCACUCUAAUGAAGCUUUUGAUAGGAGAACUUAAGGCUGACGAAGGGAUUGGGGAGGUUUGGGUUCACCAUAAUUUACGUUUGGCUUACAUUGCUCAACAUUCCAUGCACCAUCUUGAAGAGUCUGUCAACAACACGCCUUUAGAAUAUUUACAAAAUCGCUUUUACCAAGGUCGAGAUCGGGAGAUUGCAAAGCGUUCUUCUCACAAUUUGUCAAAAGAAGAAUUUGCUAUUUCCCGGGAGCGGGGUAAUAUAUGCGAGGUCGUUGGCCGUCAAGAACGUGGGAAACACUUGUUCUACGAGUGUAGAAGGUCUGGAAGAGAUGAUCAUGAUACAGAUUGGGAAAUGCUUACCUCACUUGAGCGUAAAGACGAGUAUGUCAUGAAAAUGGUGAGAAAUUUCGACGAAAAGUUAAAAGCAAUGCAAAGUGGUAUGGAUUUACGCCCACUGACCAAAGAAGAAGUUAGAAUGCAUCUAGAGAAUUUCGGUAUCGAUGAAGAUCUCGCCAUGGGUAAGAUCAAAAGAAUGAGUGGAGGUCAGAAAAGUCGUCUUGUACUCGCAGCGGCUAUGUGGAUAAAUCCACACGUAAUAGCAUUGGAUGAGCCUACAAAUUACCUAGAUAAUGACACGCUUGCCGCUCUUACAAAUGCAUUAGCUCUGUUUAAAGGUGGAGUUAUCAUGAUUUCUCAUAACGAUGCCUUUGUGAAUAAGCUUUGCAACGAAACUUGGCUCGUUGGUAAUGGAGUCGUUAACAUACAAGCAAUAGCUGGAAAAGCAAAGGGUAUGUCUGUGGCCGAUAGAAGAGCGUUGAAAAAGGGACUGGAUGCGGAAGAAGCUGACUUGAAAGAGGUCCAGAACAACUCGAAAAAAACUGCAGCCGAGCGGAAAGCUGAGAAGGAAAGAAUAAAAAAAUCCAAAGCUCCAAUUAAAUUCAAAUGA
This is a messenger RNA of Bathycoccus prasinos, 3687 nucleotides long. RefSeq lists its product with no specific name. Lineage: Eukaryota; Viridiplantae; Chlorophyta; Mamiellophyceae; Mamiellales; Bathycoccaceae. The transcript has a single exon. The record is from RefSeq and is a predicted model, not a curated record. Gene Ontology annotation, molecular function: ATP hydrolysis activity; ATP binding. Bases 1 to 3687 code for a protein of 1228 amino acids.